Messenger RNA from Anopheles marshallii, 645 nucleotides. RefSeq lists its product as uncharacterized. The transcript has a single exon. The record is from RefSeq and is a predicted model, not a curated record. Bases 1 to 645 code for a protein of 214 amino acids. Lineage: Eukaryota; Metazoa; Arthropoda; Insecta; Diptera; Culicidae.
AUGGAUAACAAAAAACGUUUUCCGGGUCUAAUCGAGCAUAAUAAAAACUCACCGUUGAAAAUACUGGACGUGCGAUCGAUAAAUGAGACACUGCCCACAUCCAGCUACACGCUACACAAGACAGAAGCAGCCGAAGAGUCGGAUGAUUCGUCUGGAAGUGAAAAAGAGUUGGUGAUUGACAUGGAGGACCCGGAACCCGAGCCGCCGGAUCAUGAGGAUGAGUUUUUCGUGCAACAAUUGGGCCUUGAAAUACCGCAUACAGUGAGCAAAAUCGAAUUAGCACCACCAUCAUCGUCAUCGCAACCGGCCGCAAAGAAUCGGACCAAUAGAAGAAAAAGUCAACACAUUCGGUUGGAGAAUGCGGACAUAAUGUUUGAGACACCGAUGGAUCCAGUAUUAGCGCCGGAACCAGAACCAGAACAAGAUGAGUUGCAAGAAGUCAUCGAAUCGAAUCGUUACAUUAUGCAGCACAUUGCACUGUUGCGUACAACGAUAAACCAUCUACUCCAGCAGCAUCAUCAAAGUACGAUCGCAUUUCCCAACAAAGUGAGUGAUUUCGAGACGGUGGAAUCAUGGAUGGAAAGCUACGAGCAGAUAAAGUACGAUACCUUGCCAGGAACUAGCCAGGCGAAAAUGAAAAAAUGA